GUAGCCCACGGAGUGUGUGUAUGUGCGCGUUUGUGUGUGUUGGAGCUGGAGAGCCCGCGGCGCGCCAGCAGGAGAGCUCUGCUUCUGUUUGACCGGAGGGUGAUAAGCCUUCAGAGAGGAGGAAGAACCGUGAAAAGUCAAGCCUGAGAGCCUCGUUAAUUUGCCCUUUUUUUUUUUUCUUCUUCUUCUUUUCUUUUACAAUUCCACUGCCUCUCCAACCGCGUCAGCGCGCAGCCGAAACGAAACGCAAACAAGUUGAAUAAGAAGAAGGGUCCCGUUCAGGUCGUGGCUCCGAGUGGUGGUUCUUGUUGUUGUUGUUUUAAAACCUUGCAGCAUCCCUCUUUUCCCCUCUGAGCGUGGAGAGGAGGAGGGAGGGAGGGGAGAACCGGACCGGCCGGGCGGACCGUGAAGCUGCGCCUCUCCGCCGCGCCUCCCCGCUGGAUGUCCCAGUGGAUGUGGGACGAUGGAUUAAAAUCCUCCUCCGUCCCUCUCCGGACCCCCGCCGCCGCCGCCGCCGCCGCUGCCGCCGCCUCUGCUCCUCUUUGGGCUCUCCAUACGCGCCUACCGACCCCCGCUCACCCCGGGAUUAUUUCAGCUCUCACCGAUCUCACCUCCCUCCCUCCAGAGAUGACCGAGGAAUAUGUUUUGCGCUGCGUCCUGAUGCUCUGCUUUGCGCUCCUCUCGGCCAACGCGAGUAACUGGCUGUAUCUGGCCAAGCUGUCGUCGGUGGGAAGCAUCACUGAUGAGGAGACGUGCGAGAGGCUACGAGGCCUCAUCCAGAGACAGGUUCAGAUCUGUAAGCGGAGCGUGGAGGUGAUGGACGCGGUGCGCCGAGGAGCCCAGCUGGCGAUAGACGAGUGUCAGUUCCAGUUUCGGAACCGGCGGUGGAACUGCUCCACGCUGGAGACCAUGCCUGUGUUCGGCAAAGUGGUGACGCAGGGCACCCGCGAGGCAGCGUUUGUGUAUGCCAUCUCAGCAGCCAGUGUGGCGUUUGCGGUAACAAGGGCCUGCAGCAGCGGAGAACUGGAAAAAUGUGGCUGUGACCGCAACGUUCAUGGAGUCAGUCCAGAGGGGUUCCAGUGGUCAGGCUGCAGUGAUAAUAUUGCCUAUGGAGUGGCCUUCUCUCAGUCCUUUGUGGACGUGAGGGAGAGGAGUAAAGGCCAGUCGUCCAGUCGAGCGCUCAUGAACCUCCACAACAACGAGGCCGGCAGGAAGGCUAUUUUGUCUCACAUGCGUGUGGAGUGUAAAUGCCACGGCGUGUCGGGCUCCUGCGAGGUCAAAACCUGCUGGAAAGCCAUGCCGCCGUUCCGCAAGGUGGGCAACGUCAUCAAGGAGAAGUUUGACGGCGCCACCGAGGUGGAGCAGCGCAAGGUGGGCACCGCCAAAGUCCUGGUUCCCCGCAACUCGCAGUUCAAACCUCACACGGACGAAGACCUGGUCUACCUGGACCCCAGCCCGGACUUCUGUGACUACGACCCGCGCACGCCGGGCAUGCUGGGUACGGCGGGCCGCCAGUGCAACCGAACCUCCAAGGCCAUCGACGGCUGCGAGCUGAUGUGCUGCGGCCGCGGCUUCCAGACGCAGGAGGUGGAGGUGGUGGACAGGUGCAGCUGUAAGUUCCACUGGUGCUGCUACGUCAAGUGCAAACAGUGCCGCAAGAUGGUGGAGAUGCACACCUGUCGGUGAUGGGAGGGGGGGGCUCCGAGGGCGCUGCCAACGAACAAAACAAACGCCCCACUCCCCUCCACAUUGACCUGGACCAGAGGGAGGGAGAAACGUGUGGUCCUCCCUCUUCUCCCUCUCCAAAAAAAAAACAACAAAAAAACAAAAAACACCCCCACCCCCCACUACUGGUCAGUGGGAGCAGACUGAGUGACUGACGGGCCGUCCUAUUCAUUUUAUACCACCUUAAAGGAUAUCGAUACAUUAUGCAUGGGAUUUCCUGAAAAGAAAAAGCUGCAAAGGCAAAUGUAUUUUU
Molecule: messenger RNA, 1978 nt
Organism: Myripristis murdjan (pinecone soldierfish)
Lineage: Eukaryota; Metazoa; Chordata; Actinopteri; Holocentriformes; Holocentridae
Gene: wnt4
Product: wingless-type MMTV integration site family, member 4
Exons: 6
Coding region: 442-1686 (414 amino acids)
Biological process (GO): canonical Wnt signaling pathway; multicellular organism development; cell fate commitment
Cellular component (GO): extracellular region
Molecular function (GO): cytokine activity; frizzled binding
Source: RefSeq, a predicted model, not a curated record